Molecule: messenger RNA, 1405 nt
Organism: Esox lucius (northern pike)
Lineage: Eukaryota; Metazoa; Chordata; Actinopteri; Esociformes; Esocidae
Product: achaete-scute homolog 5
Exons: 2
Coding region: 402-1046 (214 amino acids)
Biological process (GO): developmental process; regulation of transcription by RNA polymerase II
Molecular function (GO): protein dimerization activity; RNA polymerase II transcription regulatory region sequence-specific DNA binding; DNA-binding transcription factor activity, RNA polymerase II-specific
Source: RefSeq, a predicted model, not a curated record
UUUCCCACCCAUGUCUUUGUGGGCGGGGAGUCCUGGGCGACUGCAGGUAAGAGCUGGGGUCUGACAGUACCAGAGGGAGAGGACUCCACUCUACAGACCUCGGAACACCUCGGAGGGGCCAUCUGUCUCCUCCCCGAGCAUCAGCCGGUCUGCUUCUAAAUGUGGAGAAACCUGAAUAUCACCUGUUCAUCCGAAGAUCUACAAGCGGAGAGCAGAGGAGACUGUUUGAAGAUGGGGCUCCACCCCCUUUCUCCCUCUACGUGAGGGGAGCCAACUUACCAGACACUGGAUAUCACCAGUUCAAGAAACAGCCAAAGCCAGUCAAUCACACUCUACUCCGAUUCCAAGUCCGGGGACUUGUCCAAAGGGGAUCAUCCUCCCUGUUCCUCAGCACCAUCACCAUGAGCGCCACCUUCUCACACCCCUUCGUAGACCAGCGGCCCACAUACCUGGACAGAGGCACCAGCCUUCCAUAUGGACUGUCUCCCUCUAGUGGUCACUCUGAGAACCGCACCCACUCCCACCACCUCCACUCGGACCCGAUGUCCCACACCGUGCCGUUCCUCUUCUACCCGACCGCCAUGGACCCGGGAGGCCUGUACGACGCCUCGUUCGGGGGCCACGGAAGCCCCACUCUGCUCCCCUACCUGUCUCCUUUCCACCACGGCCGCUUCGGGGUCUACGAGUGCCCCUUCGAGCCGGCGUUCAUCCAGAAGAGGAACGAGCGGGAGCGUCAGCGGGUGAAGUGCGUGAACCAGGGCUACGCCAAGCUGAGGGACCACCUGCCGGGAUGCGCCAGCGAGAAGAGGCUCAGCAAGGUGGAGACACUGAGGGCGGCCAUUCGGUACAUUAAAUACCUGCAGGGGCUGGUGGAGGGGAAGGGGAGGGAGGGCCGUGAGGCGGGACAGGCGUGCCACAUUUCCAAUUCUGCUCCCUGUAGGACAGAGGACUCGGGCAACAGCGACGGGGGAUCGCCGCACUCCCUCUCCGACUCCCCUUCGUCCCCGGGGGCAGACUGUGGGGAGACGGAGGGCCCUGGCACCUAGAGGAUCAUGGGUGGGGUGGUUUGUGACUGCGGAUGGACACAAUGUGAAAUGAGGUUAAGAGAUCCCCGUCUCUGUGCUGACUGAAACGUUCCAACCCUGAGCAGGGGGAUGUAUAGAGCAACGCAAGAGUCUCUCCUUAAUACUGGGCUGUGCAACGGCCGUUGGUCUGGGUUUGUGCAAAUUCAAAUGCUGUACGAAACAUCUUUUGAAAAUCGUAUCUUGUCACGGCAUAGUCACUUUUGAUGUAACACAUCAACGUCAAUUCAAUGGGUUGUCAGUGUUCACUGUACUUCGGAAUGAGAAACCGAUCGUUGUAGCGACAAGUUACUGUUCUGUAAUAAAACAAUGUAGUUCACCAA